UGACGUCGCUGCAGGUUGCUUUCUUCUGUUGCUGAGAGCUCCCGCCGUCUGCAGACUGUGCGCUGUUUCCGCAGCUGUGCUGUCGUGUCCACAGCCUGUGUCCUCCUCCUCCUCCCUCUCCCACCCGCACGCCCUGCCUGGUCACCGGGAGGACUUCAUCUUCCCCAUCCCACUCUCCAUAUUCGUUUUCUUUCCUCCCCCAUUACACGUGCUUGGACUGGAUUCAGCGAGAGCUGUCGACAUCAUACCCUGCUGAACAUCAUGGAUAUUUAAAUCAAAACAAAACCAAACUCCGCAUCUUUUCCUCACCUCUGAGCUUCAGAUGGCCAUGCAACAUCUGACGCCAUGGCGCGCUCUGCUCCUUCUGGCUGUGCUCUACCAACCAGUAGUAUCUGAAAAAUACGGUUGCCUGUUUGAGAGGAAACUGUGCACAAGAGAUCAGUUCUGCUCUGACGAUGGGUUGUUCGGCCAGUGUCGAAGUUCAAAGCAGGACCAGGUCCAGUACCAAGUGACAGUUCCUGUGCUGAAGAGGAUGCAGGAAGUCCUCAAACAGCUCAUGCUACAAGGGCUGUCGUGGCAGGAUGACAUCACUCAGUAUAUUUUGUCAAAGGAGCUGAAGAGAGUUCCCCACGUUACCCUCCCAUCAAAGCCAAACUCUUCAUCAUCAUCCGCUCAUUUGCCUAAAUCCAAACAGCACAUCCUCCACCACCCCAGCUCCAAGUCAGGAUCCACACCUUCUGGUGGUAAAUAUGUGGACUACAUGAUUGUCGAGCCUCCUCAGUCCCCGCUGCGCAUGCAGACAGCAUCCCUUGACCCUUAUGCAUAUCACCAGCACAGGUAUCAAGAUGAAGUAGAGAGGUCACUUUUGAGCGCUGGGGGGUAUGCUCGUCCACCCUCAAGGUCCCAGGUCAGCCAGAGAGAGCGAGAGCGAGACAGGCAGCUGCUGCAAGAAGCUCGGUCUCUUUACCUGGCAUCUGGGCAGCCAUCUUACCGACACAGAGGAGCUGCACCCAUGGCACCUGCAGGUCUCCCUUAUGAUAAUCUGGACUUGGAAAUACCAGUGGACUACGUGGAAGACUACACCCUAGAGGAAAGGCUUGGUACUGCAGGAAGGCAGCAAAACCUUCAGAGUAAGAAAGCUCCUCAGGACGUCAGAACUGGGUCUCAAAACAACGACAACUUGCUCCAGAGGAUUUCGGAUGUUCUGAGGAGGUACAACGUUGAUCCCAGGGAUCUCAGUCAGGAGCAGCUCUACAAGCUGGCCCUCAUACUGCAACUUCUGCAAGGCCAGGACAAAGCGCCCCCAACAGAUCAAGUUGGAAAAGAUCUUAUCUCUCUCAAAGAGAUGCAGAUGCUGGAUAAAGAGGGCGUGUCCAAACCAGAGAAGCCUGCACCUCCUCUUGGUCCCCCUGAUAGUCCUCCUGCUCCCCCAUCUGCUUCCAUCCUUGAUUCUCCUCCAACUAAGGGUGCCAGUCUUCCCACAGCUCCCUCCAAACCUUCUCAGACCACCCCCGAGGAAGCUGCAAAGAACAUCAAGGAGCCGUUUAUUGAGGGUGCCGAUGCCAAAGAGGAGUAUGGGUAUAUUGUCACCAACCAGAGUCAUCUGAGUCUGUAUGAUGGAGUGAAGCUGUUGGAGCUACUGGCUGAUAAAAUACACUUGACAACCAGCAGCUUCAUCAACAUUAGCGUGGUCGGACCUGCGUUGACGUUCCGAAUCCGUCAGAAUGAGCAAAAUAUGACGGUUGCAGAGGUGGCUGCUAAAGCCGUAUCAGAGAAAACCUUCCUGGAGUCUGAGACUGGCUUAAAAAUUGUGCAAACUGGUGUUGGAGAGAGAACCAAUGCACGGGGUCUCCCUCUGGUAUCCAGGGUUCCUCAGGGUUCCAGUGGGACCGUCAUCACACUUGUUUCCAUGGCGGUGGUGGGUGGUGUGCUGGUACUGGCCAUGGCUGUAGCUUGUUUCAGGCAUUAUACCCACCAAGUGGCCAAUGGUAAGCUUGGCCUGGGGCCAGAGGGAGGAGCGGAAACACACUUUGACUACCAGGAGCUGUGUCGGCAGCACAUGGCAUCCAAGUCCUCUCUGUCCCGUCAGGAUUGUGUGGGAGGGGUGAGCAGCAGCAUGGCGGGGCCUGCCGUAGGAACGGGCGCUGGUGGGCGACGGGGGACAGACACAUCCCGGGUCAGCAGCGUUUCCUCCCAGUUCAGCGAUGGCCCACAGCACAGCCCAUCCUCCACCCACAGCUCCACCCCAUCCUGGAGCGAGGAACCAGCUCAAUCUAACAUGGACAUCUCCACGGGUCAUAUGAUACUAGCGUACAUGGAGGACCACUUGCGGAAUAAAGACCGGCUGCAGAAGGAGUGGGAGGCCCUUUGCUCCUACCAGGCUGAACCUUGUUCUGUAGCGGUGGCUCAAAACACAACCAACAUGGACAAAAACAGACACGCUGAAGCCCUUCCCUAUGACCACUCUCGUGUGAAGCUGAAGGCCGGAGUAAACCCUAAUAAACAAGAUUACAUCAACGCCAGUUUUAUUUUCGAUCAUGACCCUCGCCAGCCAGCGUAUAUUGCUACACAAGGACCACUUCCCCACACUGUUGCUGAUUUCUGGCAGAUGGUUUGGGAGAACGGCUGCACGGUGAUUGUGAUGAUGACGGCUUUGGUAGAGGACGGAGAGAAGCAGUGUGAGCGAUACUGGCCUGAUGAGGGCUCCUCGCUCUACCACAUCUAUGAGGUGAACCUGGUGUCAGAGCACAUCUGGUGUAAGGACUUCCUUGUGCGCAGCUUCUACUUGAAGAAUGUCCAGACGCAGGAAACGAGAACCCUGACACAAUUUCACUUCCUGAGCUGGCCAGGUGACGGGAUCCCCACCUCUACGCGUCCACUACUAGACUUCCGCAGGAAGGUGAAUAAAUGUUACAGAGGUCGAUCCUGCCCCAUCAUCAUUCACUGCAGUGAUGGAACCAGCAGGACUGGCACGUACGUCCUCAUUGACAUGGUGCUGAACCGGAUGGCUAAAGGAGUGAAAGAGAUCGACAUUGCAGCCUCACUGGAGCACAUCAGAGACCAGCGACGCGGACUGGUUCGCACCAAGGACCAGUUUGAGUUCGCUCUGACUGCAGUGGCUGAGGAGGUGAAUGCCAUCUUGAAAGCUCUGCCACAGUGAGGCUCGGCGACUGAGGAACACGCAGAUGGCACACGCAGGCACACGAAAACACGGGCUCUGCACGACCACACUCAUCAGAUUUAUUCACAUAUGUUCAUUACUGCCACAAAAAUCGGAUCAGCCACAACUUGAACUGUUGCAACAUUCCAGCUCUUCAUUUGCACUUUUUUUUUCCAACGUUUUCAAACAUCAAACACGAACAACGGAUUUUUAUUAUUUUUGCUGUGAAACUUUAAACCAAGACAAGGAUGCAGCCAUUAGAUGAGAAUUCAAACCUUUGUGCCUGUGUGAAAACAGAAGAAAUGUCCACUUUAUUCCUCACCUGGGUAAAGAAUAUUGUGGUCAGACAGGAAAGAAAAUACCUCUAAACAACAGCAGAGUCACAGUAAAUGUAUCAGUGCCCCAUUUACCUUUUGCCAAAUGAUCCGUUAAUGUUCUAAUUGGACUAAUAUUAAAGUAACAAACCAAAAAAGACAUUCAGAAACGUUGUAAGGUUACUUUUGAUCUUAAAUCGUUGAAUGUGGUGUUUUGUGUCCAGAUGAAAAGUUUAAACUUCAGUCGAGUCGAGUGUGUUUAUUUCUAGCGACUUUUUUAAUUCGUAAAGUUUGUCUUAAAACUUUAGUGUUUGCUUUCAACUCUUACUUCCUAAAUAAAAAAGCUAAACAUGGCACUUAGGGUACAUACUUUCCCCAUUAUCUUUCUGUUUAUCAAAAAUCAUCUUUCUCACUGUGCAACCCUGUGAUUAAUGUAUAUAACUCAUCCUGAUGAUUGUGUUUAUUUCAUGUAGCAGACAAAUAGAAAAUAUCUAUAAAAAUGUAUUUUUGACUUGACUUAAAUAAAUUUGUGAUGUGAUGCAGCAGAAAAAAA
Messenger RNA from Nothobranchius furzeri (turquoise killifish), 4027 nucleotides. It is a transcript of the gene ptprna, whose product is annotated as protein tyrosine phosphatase receptor type Na. Gene Ontology annotation, cellular component: synapse; secretory granule. Lineage: Eukaryota; Metazoa; Chordata; Actinopteri; Cyprinodontiformes; Nothobranchiidae. Gene Ontology annotation, biological process: protein dephosphorylation; regulation of secretion; insulin secretion involved in cellular response to glucose stimulus. Gene Ontology annotation, molecular function: protein tyrosine phosphatase activity. The record is from RefSeq and is a predicted model, not a curated record.